UCGCGGUCACGCACAGGGGAAAUCAAAAUUGGAGGAAAAACUCUUCAACGUCUUCGCGCUGCGGCCGCGAUGGUGGAGGCAGAAGCUUGUGAACAGUUUCAGGACUUGUAAUUUCUCAACUGAAACGAACCGAGUGCGAGCUCACGAUGGAAGCUUUCACUGCGACGAAGCUCUCGCCUGCUUCAUGAUUCGUCAGUAAAUCCUCUAACGCUCAAAUCACGCGUAACCAGAGAUCCUCAGGUUCCCUUCCCCAACUAUUUUAACCUUGUUUUCUUGCUAAGUAAUGAGAUUCGAUUCGACAUAGUUUCUGAAGUCUUCGAUUCACAAAUCAUAUUCCUCUAAUUAGUGUUUGUUUAUUCGAAAAUGUGCAAAAAUAAUGGAAAUAACUACCUAAGUUUCUCUUUCUUAGCAUUCAUCGGUCCGUGUUUGGUUCCUAAAUAGUGUCAGAAAGCAUUAGGAGAGUAUCGUAUUUGUAUGUAGUAUCGCGCGAGACGUGAUAAAACGCAAUUAAAGCUUCUACCCAGUUCAGUGAAGAAGUAAAUCGAAAAUGUCUCCAUAUUUUGUACCCUCAAUUUCGUUUAGCAACCAAACAACGUUUCUUUUUAUUCUUGUCUUGAUGAAUUUCUUUGGUUUCGAGGAGUGGUGUUUACGGUAUUGGACACACUUGACGCGGUGCUUGAUGUCGGAGGCGUGUAUCAUCCGAGAAGAGAUCGUUAUGACCAUCUUCUAGGAUUUCAGGAAGCUCCUGAGCAUGGCUUCGCCACUAAACUUAGAAGUGCUGGUAUUGUCUAUAAGGUACCCCUGUAACUAUUACUAUUACCAUAAACAUGGACAUGUACUCUGUUUUUCUUCUGAUCUCUGUCUGCAAGUUAUCAUUUACUUUCCAUAAGCGUGGCUUGUAAGAGUAAGCAAAAAUGGUUACGUUGUUUUUCUUUCUUUUAAGACAAAAACCUUUAUGGACCACAAAUUUCGUGCUAAUGGGCAUUGGAAUUCAUCAUAUAGUCUUAUUUUGUGUUGGUUUCACCUCAUUUCGUUUUUGAAGCAAGAUGGCAGAGCAUCCAGAAGGAGACAUUUUGUAUUCUCCCAUUUUUGGUUCAUAAUAAUUUGAUUCCUCUUUGUUUUUCCAACUACCAAGAACAUGUUUCUCAAGGUUAGCGAGAAGCUUCUUCAGUUUAAACUUUAAAGUUUAAAAUGAGGGCUGUGUUGUCAAAUCAAAAUUGUUACAACCUUUGUGCAUAUGUGGAGAAAGUUGAUUCCGUCUCGCUUGUUUAUUCUUUUAUUUUUGUUUGUGGAGUGAGUUGGUUUUGUCUUCUUUCUUUUUUGUAAAUAGACAGGUUUGAGUAUAAUUUAUAUUAUGUUGUUGUUAACUUGAAUCUGAUGGCGAAAUCUCUUUUCAAUAACACUAUGGAAAAGAGAUCAUUGGAAAGGAGCUUCGGCUUCGUGAGGGAAACCCAGACGUACGUUGUUUAUUUAUUGCCAUUUAUAAGAACUUUAUGGAGGUAACAUAUACUGCAUAUUGUUCAUCCUUAUAGGUUUCGAAAAUCUUGAUUUUGUAUUGUCCUUGAGUUUUCAUCAAUACUUCAUUAUAUGUUUGUCAAGUGGCAUGCUGAUAUGUUAGACUUCUAUCCUUAUCGGAGAUUCUGGAUGUUUUAAAUCAUAUAGCGAGAAAUGUGAUUCUAUCUAAUUUGGGUUGUAUGACAUGUACAAUAUUGUGUGAACCUCGAUCAAUGUUUGUCAUCUUAUACAAACUUGACGAACUGCCUGUCUAUGAUUACCUUUGUUGGAUAUACAUGAUGGAACCUGAAUCAUUCGCCCAACAAUUUUUUUUUUCUGAGUUGGUAGCAUGUGAGAUGACUUAUACCUUCUGCUGAUGGCACAUAAAGACUUCCUGGAAGUGUUUCGAAAGCAGUCUUCUUAGUCUUGUGGUUCUCUUAUGUUGCUGGCAUGUCAUGUUUGUGGUCCUUCUUUUGGUGUUGAUGUUUGCAUGCACUGGACUUAUUCUGGGGGAUGCUGGUAAUCAUUGUAUUUGUGGCAUUCGUUGGCAAUUGGCAUAGCAAAAGACUAAUGCUGAUGAGUGAAGUGUGCAGUUUGGCGGGGAUUAACUACAGCGAUAUCUAUUGCAUCUCUAUUAGUCUUGAUGAAUUACAGACUGUUUGGUUGAAUGACUACUUUGGUACAAUGCCAUAAUAUCUACAUUUUUUAGGAGAGGAUGUGGCGGCAAGUAACCUCUGAACAAUGCUUUCUCUAUGGAGUACGGGUUAAGUGGCAGGGGUUCAAAACCUGUCACUCCCCCUUGUGCAAUAAGGGGAAGAAAAAGUAACAGUGCUCCUACAAGAUGUUUUAUUGUCAACCAGUUACAACUGAUUUUUAAGGUUUUGUUGCAGUACAUUGGAUUUUGCAGCGCCCUUGGAUAGUGUGUGAAGACGAUCUUUGGCUUAGAGAGUUAGAGGUCUAACUGUGAAGCAGAAUGUAUUGUGUAAAGUAGUUUUGAAGAGGAAAUCAGUGGUGAGGUUUGCAGGUUGGGAUGCAAGGAGAAUAGUGAAGAUGGAUCUUGUCUGAAUGAAAUAAGAAGAGCCAUAUUUUGGUGACUUGGCCAUCUCAUCUCAGAUUGGAUUCCUUUUCAUGUUGCUGCUUAGCGAUAAAGUUGAUGAUAUAAUGGGCUAUCUCUUCUCAGGUUGAAACCAUUUGGGUCUCACGUCACUCAAUCAUCUCAUAGUGACCAGCUGGAGACUGGUUGCAGGGUCCUUAUGUCUAUUACCUUUACAGUACAUAUGGCUAUGGAAAAGGAGAGAUUGGACAGCUUUUUAUAGCUGGUUUUGGGUCUUCCAUGUUGUUUGGGACUAUUGUUGGUUCUCUUGCUGACAAACAGGGCCGAAAGAGGGCUUGUGUGGCAUACUGCAUUACUUAUAUACUGAGUUGCAUCACGAAACAUUCUCCUCAGUAUAAAAUUUUGAUGCUAGGCCGUGUUUUGGGAGGUAUCGCCACUUCUCUCCUGUUUUCAGCAUUUGAGUCAUGGCUUGUUGCAGAACACAAUAAGAGGGGCUUUGACCAACAAUGGUUAUCACUAACUUUCUCGAAAGCAAUAUUUCUUGGCAAUGGUCUUAUUGCUAUUGUGGCUGGGUUGCUUGGAAAUUUACUUGUUGACACAAUUGCUCUUGGUCCUGUGGCUCCCUUUGAUGCUGCUGCAUGCUUCCUUGCAAUUGGUAUGGCUAUUAUUUUAUCAUCAUGGACAGAGAACUAUGGUGACUCUUCAGAGAGCAAGGACUUGCUUACCCAGUUCAAGGGUGCUGCGGUGGCAAUUGCUUCUGAUGAAAAAAUUGCAUUGCUGGGUGCCAUCCAGUCUCUGUUUGAAGGCUCCAUGUAUACCUUUGUAUUCCUCUGGACACCUGCUUUGAGCCCAAACGAUGAGGAAAUUCCCCAUGGUUUUAUUUUUGCAACAUUUAUGUUGGCUUCUAUGUUGGGAAGCUCUCUUGCAUCUCGUUUGAUGGCCCGCCCAUCAUCCUCCAGAGUGGAUAGCUAUAUGCAGAUUGUUUUUAUUGUCUCUUCAGUUUCACUUCUCCUUCCCAUUGUAACUAAUUUCUUGGUGUCGCCUUCUAACGUGAAAGGAGGAAGCAUCUCAUUUUCUGGUUGUAUCCAGCUUCUUGGAUUUUGUACUUUUGAAGCUUGCGUAGGAAUAUUCUGGCCAUCCAUUAUGAAGAUGAGGUCCCAGUAUAUUCCUGAGGAGGCCAGAAGUACCAUCAUGAACUUCUUCCGCAUCCCUCUGAAUAUAUUUGUGUGCAUUGUGCUUUACAAUGUUGACGCAUUCCCUAUUACCGUCAUGUUCGGUAUGUGCUCGAUUUUCCUCUUUGUGGCAUCUAUCUUGCAGAGGCGGCUCUUGGUUAUUGCAGAUAAGCCAAAGACACAAGAAUGGACAGCAAUGAAAGAGCACAAUACCGAAGCAGAGCUCCUAAACAUAUAAUUGAAGUUGAGCUGACGGUCCAGGAAAUUUUAGCAGGUUGAAGGCAACCAACAAAUCAUUCCUUCAGCUAUUGCAGUUUUUAUUUCAUUCGAUGAUAUGCUAAGUUUGAUACCGAAGCAUAAAAGUUAGUAGACUCAGAGAGCCGGUGGAGGAAAAAAGAAAGUUGCAUAAGAUCUUAAAACCGUCAUCAGUUAUUCUGACAUUGGCACAAUUUAAGAAUUACUUAAUAUUUUUUUUUUCUGGUCAUCAUUGUAUGAAAUAAUUCAUAUUUUAAUUCUUUUGGAAGAUGGGUUUAUACUUGUAUCAAUGAGUUCAA
Tripterygium wilfordii is the source of this 4274-nucleotide messenger RNA. RefSeq names its product molybdate-anion transporter-like. Gene Ontology annotation, biological process: molybdate ion transport. Lineage: Eukaryota; Viridiplantae; Streptophyta; Magnoliopsida; Celastrales; Celastraceae. Gene Ontology annotation, cellular component: membrane. The record is from RefSeq and is a predicted model, not a curated record. Gene Ontology annotation, molecular function: molybdate ion transmembrane transporter activity. Bases 2828 to 3958 code for a protein of 376 amino acids. The transcript has 12 exons.